Messenger RNA from Limulus polyphemus (Atlantic horseshoe crab), 2995 nucleotides. Its product is annotated as sodium-dependent nutrient amino acid transporter 1-like. Bases 144 to 2057 code for a protein of 637 amino acids. Gene Ontology annotation, cellular component: membrane. Gene Ontology annotation, molecular function: L-amino acid transmembrane transporter activity. NCBI's taxonomy places the organism in Eukaryota, Metazoa, Arthropoda, Merostomata, Xiphosura, Limulidae. Gene Ontology annotation, biological process: sodium ion transmembrane transport. The record is from RefSeq and is a predicted model, not a curated record. The transcript has 16 exons.
CUUUCCAUAACUCCAAUUGAACUGUCAGGAUAGUUGGUUGAUCUGUUAAACAGAGUUAUCGAAGUGUUAGACAGAACUACAGGUUCCAAGCUUAUUUUUGAAUUUCUUUUUCCAACGAAACUUUUGACCUAACGUCCUUUAAAAUGCCUGACACGAUCCUCAAAGAUACAACAGGGUAUUAUGACUUCGCUGAAGAGAAAACAAAUAAUUCUUCCUUGCCGAGAAAACUAUCUACAAUAUCAGGACAACUGGACAAAAAACCUGGAGACGAGGUAAGCGAAGAAAGCGAUCAUACCGACCACAGAGGAAAAUGGUCGAAAGGAACCGAGUUUCUCCUUUCUUGCAUCUCGAUAUCAAUAGGACUUGGAAAUGUUUGGCGAUUUCCUAGCUUAGCCUACGAAAAUGGCGGAGGCGUGUUUUUGAUUCCAUACUUUAUACUACUGUUCAUAAUGGCUAAGCCACUGUACUACAUGGAACUGGCUUUGGGACAGUUCGCUAGCUCAAGUCCAGCCAAAGUGUGGAGCUGUCUUCCAGGAUUCAAAGGGAUCGGGUUUGCUCAAAUGUUAUCAACUUUCUUCCUGACAACCUUCUACAACUUCAUCAUGUGCUUGACAAUAUUCUAUAUGUUUGCCUCAAUGCAGAGUACGUUACCUUGGACGUGGUGUGAUCCUGAUUGGGCUGACAACUCUACCUGUUACAACAGACUCAAAGAAAACCAGACAGACUCCAUUAGGAACCAAACUGCAUCGGAACAAUAUUUUAGGCGAUAUGUGUUGAACCAAGUAACACACCUAGAAGAAAUGUCGACCAUGGACUGGAGAUUAGUCCUAUGCUUGCUUCUCUCCUGGACCAUUGUAUUUCUAGCAACUGUCAGGGGUGUUCAGUCACUUGGAAAGGUGGUUUAUGUGACUGCGACUUAUCCAUACAUCGUGCUUAUUUCUCUACUUGUAGUCGCCUUGCAGAAACAAGGAUCCAUAGAAGGACUUGUGUUUUUUUUCAAGCCAAAGUGGAACAAAUUAUUCGAUAUUGAGGUUUGGUACAAGGCCUGCGAACAGAGUUUCUUUUCACUUAACACUGGAUUUGGACACCUGAUCAUGUACGCCAGUUACAACAAUUUUCGACAUAAUGUACACAGAGAUGCUCUAAUAAUUAGUGUGGCUGAUACUCUUACGAGUGUGCUGGCUGGCUGUGUAGUUUUCUCUGUAUUAGGAACAUUAGCCCACGAUCUGGAACAAGAUAUCAGCACUGUUGCCAAAGAUUCAGGAUUAACCUUGGCCUUCAUCACCUAUCCAGAGGCCCUUAGUCAGGCACCGUUUGUUCCACAGCUCUGGUCUAUACUAUUUUUUAUAAUGUUGUACAUGUUGGGGCUUGGAAGUGCGAUUGGACAUAUUGAAGCCAUUUUAACUACAAUCAAAGAUGAAUUCCCUCAUCUUCAUCAAAAGAAGAGCGUGAUGGCUUUAGUUGCAUGUUUAACUUGUUUCAUCUGUGGUCUACCAAUGACAACCAAUGCUGGAGAACACGUGAUAAACCUAUUGGAUAACUACGGGGUAGGGGCAGCAGUGUUUUUGUACGCCGUAUUGGAAAUUACUGGUAUUAUGUGGAUAUACGGCUACCGGAGGUUUCUAUCUGACGUUCACUUCAUGCUUGGGAGACCCGUUGGAUGGUUCUGGAAAUGGACUUGGAUUUUAGUAGCACCAGUUUCCCUUAUAUUCAUCUACGGAUAUGGUACAGUCAUGCUGGCGAUAGACAACGCUAAAGAAGAGAAAGAUGAAAGUAAUACUAGAUUAAUCAUGCCAGCUUGGGGAACAGCGCUCGGUUGGAUUUUAGCAAUGCUAUGUAUCAUUCAGAUUCCUUUUUGGUUUGUUGUAACAAUAAUUAAGGCUCCUGGGUCAACUGUUCUGGAGAAAUUGAAGUAUACUUUUCGACCUACACCAGAAUGGGGUCCCAGGAACCCCACCUUUCGGAGAGAGUGGGAAAAGUGGAACGCGAAGAAGAUAAAAGGGCAAGCCCCAAGUGCUUUGUAUACUAACCCUAGUUUUAAGCCGGAUGACGUUUGAAAUCAGUUUUUUAGCUUUACUUUAAAACCUGUGAACGUGCUUUCUGUAUAAAGGUGAAACAUAUUUGUUGUAGCAAAUUAUAAAUUAACGUAGUUAAAAUAUUAUAUAAGAACCACUAAAUGUUUUAGCAAGAACUAUUUUUUUGAAGAAAAUUCCGGAACAGCUUGUUAGUAAUGGAGUUUAUGUUAGGAUUUAUUUAACAUGUUGUCUUAGGGCCAUUCUGUGUACAAAAGGAAAUAUCUGGAAAGAAAUUCAACCAGGAAUGAGUUAAAAAAAAUAGUCUAGACUACCUUAUUUCCAAAGCUUGCCCCCCAGUGGCACAGCGGUAUGUCUGCGGACUUACAAUGCUAAAAACCGGGUUUCCAUACACGUGGUGGGCAGAGUACAGAUAUCCAAUUGCGUAGCUUUGUGCUUGAUUACAAAUAAACAAACAAAACAAUUCCAAAGCUUAAAUAUAUAUUUGAUAUUGGAAAAUAAACAAAGAAAAAAUAAGUGUCGCAAAUAUGUAAUUUAAAGUCUCGUGAACAAUGCGUAAGCCAAUAUUUUCAACUAAGUAUUUUUGAGUCACAACUCCUCUUAAUUUAAAGCUUCUUCUAAUACGCUUUUCGCCCUAAUUAUUAUCUAGCUUGGGGUGUCGCAAUACAACGGGUUCAUUAAAUAAUAAUAAUAAAAGUCAGUAAUAUCAUUUCCAGGCAGAAGUUGCAGAUUCGUUAAUAAUAGACAUGAAUGUAAAAUUUGUCCUAAAACCUUUCGUAAUUUCAGUUUUGUUUUCUUGUGCGUGAAGACAUCUAGGUGGUUCAUUGGUACAAACUCAUGUUCCUUUAUUACACGUCUUGAAAGCAUGAGUAAUAUAUUUGAUUAGCCGUUUGUAUUAAAUUGAUUCUCAUGUACGUCUUAACUAACUGUACAAUAUUAACCCUGUGCACAUACACGUUUUG